AUGGCCUGGUGGCCAGUCAACUCGUCACAGAACUGGUCUCCGGGCCUGCGAGAAGAUUGCUCGCCCGGUGUCAACAUCGCACCCGAAACACCGAGUGUGUCGAUUGCACAGGAUAACUGUUGCCACAUUUCCGAGGUAGGCGAUGCAGCGUCGAGGGAUGGUUUGAGCGGAGUCAAUCUGCAUACCAACGGGACCGAGUUUUAUGGCAACUCUUCCAACUUAGCGUUCCUUGGGAACCUAUACGCAAGAGCUCGAAAACAAGCAAGCAGCAGAGGUCAGAAUCGAUUUCAUCAGGGCACUUCGCAGCCAGCUCAGGUUUCGCCUGUCAACCAGCGUGAUCAGCCUUUCUCUCCAGAGACGAGCCAAGAUAUCGGUUGCAGGAAAUCGGGCAAGUCACAACUCUCAAUUGUAAACUUGCUCUACAAUGCAGAUUACCCUGGCCACCCUUUGCCUCAAUCUCACAGCGGAGGAGAAAUUGCGGCGCAGACAGCUCCCUCUGUUCAAGACCGCGAUAAAAACCUUGAAUCCGUGUUUCCGCGGCUAACGCAGAAUGCACAAAUGGAAAUUGAGAAAAUCUUCAUUGGCAGCUACUUCACCAACAAGCACUACAUCCACCCGAUACUUUCCAAGGGCUCAUUCAUGAGACGCUGUGAAGGUGAAGCAUGGCCAGAUUCAAGACGUGCAGGCCUCUUCAAAGGUGUCACCGCAUUUUCUAGACUCUACUUAGCAGUUGUUGCCUUGGGGGCGAUCAAUGCCAGUCCAAACGAGACUUCUUUACUAGGCCACUUCUGCCGGCAGACAAACGAUCAAACAAGUGGCCGGACAGGACAUGUGUUCUCUGCUCUUGAUUUCGCCAAGUUUUAUUUUGGGCUCGCGAGACAGACCAUGGGUGAUUUGUUUGAGAGUUCCUGCUUGGAAACGGCUCAGGCUCUUCUGCUUUUGCCUCAUAGCUGUUACAUGUACAGUGGAAUGGCCGUUCGCACAGCAGCAGCUAUUGGACUUGGAUCGAGUCUGUCUUCGCUGCCUCCUAGUGCUCGACGGGAGGCUCGACGUACAUGGUGGUGCAUCUAUUCCCAUGAAAUAGAAAUGUGUUGCUCCUCAGGACGUCUAGACAGCAUGAAAGCGCUGCAUUAUUACCAGGCCUCCAUUCCCAAGCUCAAGUCCGAUGUUGGUGACCUUGAUCCCGACGCUGAAGAUAACGACAUCGCGAUGAUUCCAGUAAUGGUGGCCUUGGGCCAAAUCAACACGGAAGCAUCCCACCAAUUAUACCACUCCACGCAGCGAUCAAUGAGCGAGAAAUCCCGUCUAGCAAUGGCCCUGGAUCAACGACUUCUUCAAUGGAAAGCAAACAUGCCUGCUUUUUUGGAUUUAGAUGCUCGUGCAUUGAAUGAUCCUGAAUGGGCAUUCAAACAAAAAUUGGUUUUGAGAUUGAGAUACUACAAUACUCGAAUCCUCAUUCACAAACCAUUCCUCGUAGCAGCAACAGCGAGUACAGAUACCGAACACGAUCUUUCCAUCCAUCUACAUACAUGUCUCACAGCCGCACGUAAUAGUAUCAGGAUGCAGUACGAGUCAUUCAUGCACAGGAUCUACAUCCGCACCUGGUGGUACAACACAACAUACGCACUUUAUGGUUCAAUGAUUCUCCUCCAUGUCAUCCUAUCAAACCACCCAGGCCUCCCAGACGAGGAGCUCCUCGAGGACGUCGAGAAAUCCCUCGAGAUUUUUUCCUCCAUGGAAGAUAUCAUUGUCGCGCGUCGCUGUGCUGAGAUGCUUCGGGAAGUGCUCGAGGUAGCGCACCAUGAGUUAAAUUCCGAUGAUGAGGACUUCUUCUUUUCCUUGUUCAGCAGUGAGACACAACAGCAGCCCGAUCGCACUCGAACUGAGAUGUUGGCGAACCUGGUAAACCCGAGUAUAUUGGAGGACUUUGCUUUCGGUGGUGGGAAUGACUUUUCUUCCUUCUAA
Molecule: messenger RNA, 1965 nt
Organism: Penicillium arizonense
Lineage: Eukaryota; Fungi; Ascomycota; Eurotiomycetes; Eurotiales; Aspergillaceae
Product: fungal specific transcription factor domain-containing protein
Exons: 10
Coding region: 1-1965 (654 amino acids)
Biological process (GO): DNA-templated transcription; positive regulation of transcription from RNA polymerase II promoter by galactose
Cellular component (GO): nucleus
Molecular function (GO): zinc ion binding; RNA polymerase II cis-regulatory region sequence-specific DNA binding; DNA-binding transcription factor activity, RNA polymerase II-specific
Source: RefSeq, a predicted model, not a curated record